AUGGCUGCUCACGGCCCCAUUAAUGGCGUCAAGAUAUCACCCGUCGAUGAUCCCCGCAAGAUCGUCAAGGUUGUCGCUUCCGACGGCAAGUCGGGGGACAUGCGAGACCUCGUCUACACCAAUUGCAAAGUCGUCGGAAAUGGCUCCUUCGGCAUAGUCUUUCAAGCCAAGCUCCUCGACGAACCGGAGGGAUCAUCUGAGAUUGCCAUUAAGAAAGUUUUGCAGGACAAGAGGUUCAAGAACCGUGAAUUGCAAAUUAUGAGGCUUGUCAAACACCCCAAUGUAGUCGACCUCAAGGCCUUUUUCUACUCUAACGGUGAUAAGAAAGAUGAAGUGUAUCUCAACCUUGUACUCGAAUACGUACCCGAAACUGUCUACAGGGCCAGUCGCCAUUAUGCCAAGCUCAAGCAGCCCAUGCCAAUGCUACAAAUCAAGUUGUACAUGUACCAACUACUCCGGUCCUUAAUGUACAUUCACGCUAUUGGCAUCUGUCAUCGAGACAUCAAGCCGCAGAACCUUCUCCUCAAUCCUGCGACGGGUGUUCUCAAGCUCUGUGAUUUUGGCUCAGCCAAGAUCUUGGUUGCGGGCGAACCCAACGUCAGUUAUAUCUGCUCGCGAUACUACAGGGCGCCGGAGCUCAUCUUCGGUGCAACGAACUAUACUACGAAUAUCGAUAUUUGGUCAACGGGAUGUGUCAUGGCCGAGUUAAUGUUGGGGCAGCCACUCUUCCCGGGCGAGAGUGGCAUUGAUCAGCUCGUGGAGAUCAUCAAGGUACUCGGAACACCUUCACGGGAGCAAAUCAAGACGAUGAACCCCAACUACAUGGAACACAAGUUCCCGCAGAUCAAGCCUCAUCCCUUCUCCAAGGUCUUCCGGCCUCGUACGGCAGCAGAAGCCAUCGAUCUCGUGUCAAAGUUGCUGGAGUACACACCUGAGGCGCGGUUGAGCGCUGUAGAGGCGAUGUGCCAACCCUUCUAUGACGAGCUGAGAGUAGAAGGAGCAAAAAUGCCUAACGGGAAGGACUUCCCUCCACUCUUUGACUUCACUCGGGAAGAGCUGUCAGUGCGACCAGACCUGACGCGGCAGCUUGUGCCCCCUCACUGCGAGAAGGAGCUGGCCUCACGUGGGAUUCAUCUGGACAACUUCGUGCCGAUACCACUGGAGCAGCUGAGGAUCUCUUUGGAUUGA
Molecule: messenger RNA, 1188 nt
Organism: Sparassis crispa
Lineage: Eukaryota; Fungi; Basidiomycota; Agaricomycetes; Polyporales; Sparassidaceae
Product: Protein kinase gsk3
Exons: 7
Coding region: 1-1188 (395 amino acids)
Biological process (GO): signal transduction; protein phosphorylation
Cellular component (GO): cytoplasm
Molecular function (GO): protein serine/threonine/tyrosine kinase activity; ATP binding; protein serine/threonine kinase activity
Source: RefSeq, a predicted model, not a curated record